Messenger RNA from Grammomys surdaster, 765 nucleotides. RefSeq names its product endogenous retrovirus group K member 7 Pro protein-like. The coding region runs from base 1 to 765 and encodes 254 amino acids. The record is from RefSeq and is a predicted model, not a curated record. The transcript has a single exon. NCBI's taxonomy places the organism in Eukaryota, Metazoa, Chordata, Mammalia, Rodentia, Muridae. Gene Ontology annotation, biological process: proteolysis. Gene Ontology annotation, molecular function: aspartic-type endopeptidase activity; nucleic acid binding.
AUGCCGCAAAUGGUGGCCCAACCUGUUCCAGUUAGUUUUCAAGGACCUCUGCCAAAUGGUAGUGUGGGACUCAUUAUAGGUCGCCCUUCCUUAACACUGAAAGGUCUUAUCAUCCACCCAGGGAUUUUAGAUGCUGGUUAUACACAUAAGCUUCAAGUUCUUUGGUCUAGUCCUAAAGGAGUCUUCUCCAUAUCAUCAGGAGAUCGUAUCGCACAGUUGGUCUUGCUUCCCAGCCUUCAAGAUAAAUUUCCUUCUACUGACAAAGACCGAGAGGGGGUUCUGGGGUCAUCAGGGAUAGAUCAGGCCCAUUUAAUAAUGGAUUUACAGACCAGGUCCACUUUAACAUUAAAAGUGGAAGGUAAACAGUUUUCUGGCAUCCUAGAUACUAGAGCUGAUAAGAGUAUCAUCUCUGCUAAUUGGUGGCCUAAGGCUUGGCCUGUCACUCAAUCAUCCCACUCCUUACAAGGGCUGGGAUAUGAAGCCAACCCCUCAGUCAGUUCACAGACCCUCUGUUGGGAAGCCCCCGAGGGCCAGAUUGGAACUUUUACCCCAUAUGUUCUUCCAUUGCCAGUCAACCUAUGGGGUCGAGAUGUGUUACAACAACUAAAUUUACGGCUGACUGACACCUAUUCUCCACAGGCCAUUAACAUGAUGUCUCAUAUGGGCUAUCGAGAGGGUAGAGGACUAGGGGCGAGGGAACAAGGCAGACCUGAUCCCAUCUCCCCUGUAUCUCAGUCAGACAAGAAGGGCCUGGGUUUUUCCUAG